Molecule: messenger RNA, 1545 nt
Organism: Eriocheir sinensis (Chinese mitten crab)
Lineage: Eukaryota; Metazoa; Arthropoda; Malacostraca; Decapoda; Varunidae
Product: glutamate receptor ionotropic, kainate 5-like
Exons: 10
Coding region: 19-1362 (447 amino acids)
Cellular component (GO): membrane
Molecular function (GO): glutamate-gated receptor activity
Source: RefSeq, a predicted model, not a curated record
CAGGACACCGCAGGAGAGAUGGUUCCUCCGCUCCGGGAAGUCCUCCAAGACCCAGGGACCCGCAACGCUAUGGCCCUAAACCCCAACACCUUCAGGUUCCGGGACGGAGCCUCGCUGGUGGUGGCGGCGGAGGAGUGGCCGCCUCACGUCUUCUUCCGCCCGCCAGCGGACGGGACAACCGACGAGAACAGUCGCCUCCAAACCAUCAGUGGACCCAUGGCCAAUAUGAUAAACAUCCUCGCUGAGAAGCUCAACUUUACGUACAAACUGGUCCAGCCGGAAGACGGGGCGUGGGGCUCCAGACUGCCCAACGGCUCCUGGACGGGGAUGGUGGGCAUGGUCAACAGAAAGGAAGCAGACCUCGCUCUCGGGCCGUUUGGUCGAACAGAGAAUAGGGCUCAAGCCGUCGACUUCACUCCGUCCUUCUUCUUUGACUACCGUUGCAUCCUGGCCAGCAAGGGCACGGCAGAAGUUGAUCCCUGGUGUUUCCUGUACGUACUGGCGCCCCCGCUGUGGAUUGGCCUGCUGGGGGCAGGCCUGGCGGUGUGGACUGCCGCAAUGCUGCUCACUGCAAAGCCUAGGGGCGUUUGCCUCGGCUGGAGGGGCGUGAGGACGUUGUUCAGCCAGAUGCAAGUCAUCACAAACCAAGAUGUCACAUGGACAACAGUGGGCUGGAGCGAGCGGGCGGUGCUGGGUGGCUGGGUGGUGGUGGCGGCGGUGGUUGGCUGGGCCUACGCCGGGCACCUCACGUCCCUCCUGGCGGUGCGGCGCGCCCCCACGCCCGUUCAGUCCUUGCAGGAUUUACUGCAGCGGCCAGACCUUGGAGUCAGCGUUAAGACAGACACCGUCCUCGCCGAGGCCAUGGCUCGAGACUCCUCCGCCGAGGUGCGGGCACUGCGCAGGCUGCACGCCGUGGGCCGCCUCAGGUUCUGGCCAGGUUCUCUCUUUGACGCUGACCUCAUGCACCAGGUGAAGCGGGGUGAACAGGUGGUCGUGACCACGUCACUCCUCGCUGACACGCUCAUGGCGCACGACUUCAUCACCACAACGACUUGCCACUUCUACAAGUCCCGCCAGAACUUCAUCGCCACCAACCACUGCAUGAUCGGCCAGAAGGGUAGCCCCCUCACCCCCCUCAUCACAAGCAGGGUCACGGGCAUAGUGGAGGCCGGCCUCUACAAGUACUGGCUGGCAGCGCACGUGCCCCGCCCCAGGGAGUGCCACCGCCCACCCUCCUCCGCCACUGCCAUGACCUCGCUCUCCCUGCACAACCUCUGGGGCAUGGCGGUGGUGCUGGUCGGAGGGCUGGGACUGGCCACGGCUGUGUUCUGCAUCGAACUCGUCGUCGGCAGGAGGGAAUGAUGGACUGGGGGGCAUUGUACACUCAACACGUGAAAAGGGUGAAGGAAGGUUGAUUCUUGGUUUCACAUCUAACCAUUCUGCAGUCACUACAAACACAUACUUUGUUGAGGCCUCUUACAACUUUCAUUAUGUUCUGCCUGUUGGUGAGGAUAAUGUGAAUUUAAUUUUCCAUAUCCAUUUUUG